Talaromyces proteolyticus is the source of this 1265-nucleotide messenger RNA. Its product is annotated as cyclin-dependent protein kinase PhoA. The record is from RefSeq and is a predicted model, not a curated record. The coding region runs from base 44 to 1018 and encodes 324 amino acids. Gene Ontology annotation, molecular function: cyclin-dependent protein serine/threonine kinase activity; ATP binding. Gene Ontology annotation, cellular component: cytoplasm; nucleus. The transcript has 3 exons. Gene Ontology annotation, biological process: protein phosphorylation. NCBI's taxonomy places the organism in Eukaryota, Fungi, Ascomycota, Eurotiomycetes, Eurotiales, Trichocomaceae.
GCACUCCCUCUCUGUGCAGUCCCAGAGAGAAUACUCGCGCAGCAUGGACAAGCCUCAGCAGCCCAGCUCCUUCCAGCAGCUGGAGAAGCUCGGUGAGGGAACCUAUGCCACAGUCUUCAAAGGCCGCAAUCGGCAGACCGGCGAGAUGGUGGCUCUGAAGGAAAUACACCUUGAUUCGGAGGAAGGCACCCCGUCGACGGCGAUUCGCGAGAUCUCGCUGAUGAAGGAGCUGAAGCACGAAAGCAUCGUCUCGCUGUACGAUGUCAUCCACACCGAAAACAAGCUCAUGCUCGUGUUCGAAUACAUGGACCGAGACCUGAAACGCUACAUGGAUACCAAGGGAGACCACGGCUCGCUGGACUACAUCACGAUCAAAUCGUUCAUGCACCAGCUCUUGCGGGGCAUUGCCUUCUGCCACGAGAACCGCGUCCUACACCGUGACCUCAAACCACAGAACCUCUUGAUCAACAAGAAAGGCCAGCUCAAGCUCGCCGAUUUCGGUCUAGCCCGUGCGUUUGGUAUUCCCGUCAAUACCUUCUCUAACGAAGUCGUCACGCUCUGGUAUCGCGCCCCCGACGUCCUCCUCGGCAGCCGCACGUACAACACGAGCAUCGACAUCUGGUCUGCUGGGUGUAUCAUGGCAGAGAUGUAUACAGGCCGUCCACUGUUCCCCGGCACCACCAACGAAGACCAACUGCAAAAGAUCUUCCGGCUGAUGGGCACACCCUCGGAGCGCUCCUGGCCAGGCAUCUCCCAGUUCCCAGAAUACAAGCCCAACUUCCACGUCUACGCGACGCAGGAUCUGAGACUCAUUCUCCCACAAAUCGAUCAAUUGGGGUUGGAUCUACUGACGCGCAUGCUUCAGCUGCGUCCAGAAAUGCGAAUCAGUGCCGCUGACGCUCUACGACAUCCAUGGUUCAACGAUCUACCCCAACUCCAGGUGCAGCUGCAUCAGCAGCAACAACAAUCACAAAUGGCGGGCUAUGGCAAGAUGGUUGCCGCACAGCCUGGAUACUAGAUGUCAAAUGGGGAGUUAGUUUGGGGUUCAAUUGAUGGGACACAUUGUCAUUGCAGGGCUAGGCGUUAUACCCGAGAAAUGCGGUUUAUCUUUUACUAUAUUCAGUAAUUCAUAUUAUCAUCGUAUGGAUUUCAGACUUCUCUAUGAGCUCUAGUAAGAUAGUCAUUCGUAUUGAUUUUGUUAAAUUCUUUUCUCUGUUUCCAUUCUAGAUAAUUUUCGCGACGCAUCAGAUAGGCUGAAAGUCAAA